Molecule: messenger RNA, 837 nt
Organism: Cryphonectria parasitica EP155
Lineage: Eukaryota; Fungi; Ascomycota; Sordariomycetes; Diaporthales; Cryphonectriaceae
Product: ribonuclease III
Exons: 2
Biological process (GO): regulation of gene expression; primary miRNA processing; rRNA processing
Cellular component (GO): nucleus
Molecular function (GO): double-stranded RNA binding; ribonuclease III activity
Source: RefSeq, a predicted model, not a curated record
CCAGAGGUGCCCAUCCUUACUCCGUGGACCCCAUCGGACGUGUCACCGCAGUUGCCUCCUGUCCCCCGCAUCCUGGACCCGUCCUUGGAACUGGCAUCCUUUACUCACGCCGGGGCGGUAAAAAAUCAUGACGAUCGAAGUUACGAGCAGCUGGAGUGGCUGGGUGAUGCCUACCUCUACUUGAUGUCUACAGCAUACAUCUUUCUCACAUUCCCGAACUUGAAGCAUGGUGAUAUGUGCCAUAUACGGGAAGUGCUUGUUCGCAAUGCGACAUUGAAGGACUACUCGCUCCACUACGGCUUCGACAAGCGUGCUGUCGUUCCAGAUGAAUACGGACUCGACGGCCGCCAAGGCGGUACAAAGGCCUCUUCGAAGGAGCGUGCUAAGGUGCUAGGCGAUGUUUUUGAGGCUCACGUUGCAGCCAUCAUCCUCUCUGAUCCUAUCAGAGGCGUGUCGAGAACAGCAUCCUGGCUCAAAGCGCUUUGGAGCACCACGAUUUCCGAACAGAUAAAGAAGAACAACGGAUCUGCAAAGGACAGACUCUCCGGUGAACUGGCUCUUCGUGAGCCCCGGGUGCAGAUCGAGUAUCGAUCUCUAGACGAGGGACGACAGCAAAAGAGGGAUCCGCUGACGAACAUGAAGCUUUUUACGCAGGGGUCGUUUUUAGUGGGCUAUGGCGAGACGGUGCAGCUGGGAAUAGGAACUGCGAAGAAGAAGUCGGAGGCAAAUGAAAAGGCGGCGCAGAACGCGCUCGAGAACAAGAAGCUCAUGAACACCUACAGGGAGAAGAAGCGGGUCAUGCAGGAGAACAAACGCGCAGCGCAAGAGGGAGCCUCC